AUGUGCCUUGUCUUCUUCAUUCAAUAUUUGGACAAGCAGUCGCUAGCGUACACCUCGGUCUACGGUCUCCUCGAAGAUCUAUCUCUCUCACCGACGCAGUAUUCAUGGCUUACCUCCGGCUUCUACCUGACUCAGCUCGUGGCUGAGGUACCCUUCAUCUAUAUCAUGAGCCGUCUACCGCUGGCUGCCACGAUUGGCGCCACCAUCAUCGCUUGGGGAAUCGCUUGUCUAGCCUUGGCUGCUCCACAGGACUUUACAAGCUUUCUCGCUGUUCGAUGUCUGCUUGGCCUUGCAGAAACCAUCAUCGCCCCGGCCUUCAUUACAUUGAUUUCGACGUGGUACACUAAAGAGGAGCAUCCGCUUCGGGUGGCCUCCUAUGUCUCCUGUAAUGGAAUUGCGCAAAUUGUCGGAUCCCUGAUGAUGUACGGUAUUGGCGAGCGCGCCUCCUCGUUUGGUGCCCUGGCUCCCUGGCGCGUCAUGUUCCUCAUCUGUGGCGGUAUCACGAUCGUCAUUGGCGUUCUGUUCCUGUGCGUUAUACCAGCAGGCCCUAACACCGCAUGGUUCUUGACACCGCACGAACGGAUCAUCGCUGCACGUCGAAUGAGUUCGUACCAAGAUGCUGGUGACAAAACAUAUUUCUCAUGGGCGCAAUUCCGUGAGGCCGCGGUUGAUGUGCAGACUCUCCACGGUUUCCUCUUCGGAGUACUGGUGACUAUGAGCGCUCCUGUGCUCACUUUUGCAACUCUGGUGAUCCGUAAUCUAGGUUACUCACCAGCACAGACUCUCUUAUACGGGGCUCCCUCCGGUGCAGUUCAAAUCGCGUUCAUCUGGGUCAGCGUCGGACUGUGUACAAUUCUGAAGCGACGUGCGUUAUCUAUCAUGCUGAUUGGACUGGUACCUUUGACUGGGUCGAUAUUGCUGUUUGUGCUGCCUGAUGAGAACAGCUGGGGCAUCAUUGUUGCCUCCUGGCUGGCCUCAAUCAAUAAUGCCACCAGCGUUAUAUUCAUGUCCAUGCUCGCCAGCAACGUCCGUGGAAAUACGAAAAAGUCCACAAUCAAUGCCAUGUUCAAUAUCGGCUACUGCGUCGGCUUCAUCGUUGGACCUCAACUUUGGACCGCGCCACCUCGCUAUCAAGGAGGCGUUAUCACUACAAUCGUCUGCUGGUUACUCACCAUCCUCGUACUUGUCCCAUGGUACUGGAUUAUCCUUUCUCGCCGCAAUUGUGCCAGAGAUCGCAAGUAUGGGCAACUUCAGGCUCAACCAAAUGACGACGGUUCCCUCUCGACAGCAGAUAUCUCCACGAGUCCAGCAAUUUCAGGCCUCGUCGACGCGACCGGAGCUGCUCGAGAAGGGCUGCUGGUUAACGACGAUCUCACGGACCGACAGAAUAAAGCAUUUCGAUAUACAACUUGA
This is a messenger RNA of Dissoconium aciculare CBS 342.82, 1413 nucleotides long. Its product is annotated as MFS general substrate transporter. The transcript has 2 exons. Gene Ontology annotation, cellular component: plasma membrane. NCBI's taxonomy places the organism in Eukaryota, Fungi, Ascomycota, Dothideomycetes, Mycosphaerellales, Dissoconiaceae. Bases 1 to 1413 code for a protein of 470 amino acids. The record is from RefSeq and is a predicted model, not a curated record. Gene Ontology annotation, molecular function: dipeptide transmembrane transporter activity; allantoate transmembrane transporter activity. Gene Ontology annotation, biological process: dipeptide transport; allantoate transport; transmembrane transport.